GGGCCGGCGGGUGGGCUGGGGGGCACUGCCCGGUUGAGUGGCUUCGCUCAUCUGUGCAGCGAAUGCAUCGCUCCUCAGCCCCACAAGCUCUGCUGAUGCCCCUCACUCCCGACCCGCAGCCCCCUAGUAUCCCCCCAUACCUCAGUACUGCUCUGCUGAUGCCCCUCCCUCCCGACCCACAGCCUCUCCCUUCAGUACUGGUUCUCCCUUCUGGUUAGACAGCUAAUUAAAGGCACCAGAGCGGCCGCACCCGCUCAGCCUGAUGAUGCCCCGAGCCCAGGUGCGUCUCCCACCAAUUCCCUAUGCCCGUGAGGACAGUGUGACCGUCGCCCCACCCCUUCCUUUCCUGGGGGGCCGACCCUUCCUGACUCAGCUGGAGAGUCAGUGGCCACCCUGAGCCCCAGAUACAUCCCUGGCUUGUCACGGUCACAAACAAGGCUGAGACGCACCUGAAACUGCUCCGGCCGCACCCCGAACUCGGGGCUGGGGGCCCUGGCACAUGUUGCCCGUGGCCCGGCCAGCUGUGGGCAUUUGGGGCAGGAAUGGCUGGGGCAAAGCGAGGUGCCAGCUUCUCAAGGGGGAAGGGCUCACGCGGCAGCAGAAAGUGCUGUGGGGGCCCCUGGUGCCACACCCGCCCGUCACCCCGCCCCAGGCCUGCAGGGAUGGAGGCCCAGUGUGUGACCUCGCCCCACUAGGUUCCUGCCUAAAUCCAGAUCUCAGGAGAGCAGGCGCUGAUGCCAGGAUGAUGGGCUCCGGUACCAAGGAUGCAGGUUCCAACGCCAGGGUGAUGGGCUCCAGCAAGGGCUCCGGUACCAGGGAUGCAGGCUCCGAUGCCGGGGUGAUGGGCUCCAGUGAUGGCUCCGGUACCAAGGAUACAGGCUCUGAUGCUGGGGUGAUGGGCUCCGGUACCAGGGAUGCAGGCUCCGAUGCCGGGGUGAUGGGCUCCAGUGAUGGCUCCGGUACCAGGGAUGCAGGCUCCGAUGCUGGGGUGAUGGGCUCCAGCGUGAGCACCGAGGCUGGGCAGGCUGGCUGCGACGCUGGCACCAAUGCGGAGGCCGUGGACUCAGACACCAGGAGCCUCCCUUUGCCCGCCGUGAUCCCGGCGCUGUGCCCAGAAGCCGCGUUCCAGGGCCCCGAGGCCGAGCCCUACAUGCAUUUCCUGAGGAACCACCACUGCUAUGCCGCUGUCCCCACCAGCUCCAAGUUGCUGGUGUUCGACACCACGCUGCAGAUGAAGAAGGCCUUCCUGGCGCUGGUGGCCAAUGGGGUGCGGGCCGCCCCCCUCUGGGACAGCAAGCAGCAGUGCUUUGUGGGGAUGCUGACCAUCACAGAUUUCAUCAACAUCCUGCACCGCUACUACCGGUCCCCGCUGGUGCAGAUCUAUGAGCUGGAAGAGCAUAAAAUUGAGACCUGGCGAGGUAGGGAGAAGGGGGAAGAGGGGGAGGAGGGAAGUCUCUUGAAGCCCCUGGUCUCCAUCUCCCCCGAUGACAGCCUCUUCGACGCCGUCUACCGCCUGAUCAAGAACCGGAUCCACCGGCUGCCGGUGAUCGAGCCCGUGUCCGGGAACGUCCUGCACAUCCUGACGCACAAGCGCAUCCUCAAGUUCCUCCACAUCUUCGGAGCCAUGCUGCCCAAGCCGCGCUUCCUGCACAGAACCAUCCAGGAGCUGGGCGUGGGCACCUUCCGGGACAUCGCCCAGGUGCUGGAGACGGCGCCCGUCUACAUGGCCCUGGAGAUCUUCGUGGACCGCCGGGUGUCGGCGCUGCCCGUCACAAAUGAAGCCGGGGAGGUUGUGGGCCUGUACUCCAGGUUCGACGUGAUCCACCUAGCUGCCCAGAAGACCUACAACAACCUGGACAUGAGCGUACGGGAGGCGCUGAAGCGGCGAACGGUCUGCCUGGAGGGGGUGCUCACCUGCCACCCCCACGAGACCAUGGGCGACGUCAUCGACCGCAUCGUAAAGGAGCAGGUAGGACUCCAAUCCUGCUCCCGGCCUCCGGGGCCAGUGCUGGGCCGGGCCCCUGGACCCGGGCCCCAUCUGAGCAUCCGCCUGUCCCCCCGCUCGGCUUCAUCUGUCCCCGGACUCGCUUCCCUCACCCCGACUCCAGCACUGCCCCAGGUCUCCUGGCAGAUCCUAGGCAUCAGCCGGCAUUCGCUCUGA
Molecule: messenger RNA, 2161 nt
Organism: Chrysemys picta bellii (western painted turtle)
Lineage: Eukaryota; Metazoa; Chordata; Testudines; Emydidae
Source: RefSeq, a predicted model, not a curated record